Sorghum bicolor (sorghum) is the source of this 858-nucleotide messenger RNA. RefSeq names its product profilin-4. Lineage: Eukaryota; Viridiplantae; Streptophyta; Magnoliopsida; Poales; Poaceae. Gene Ontology annotation, molecular function: actin monomer binding. The transcript is spliced from 3 exons. The record is from RefSeq and is a predicted model, not a curated record. Bases 181 to 576 code for a protein of 131 amino acids. Gene Ontology annotation, cellular component: cell cortex.
GUAGGGUUCCAUUCCACGGGCUGUCGCCCCCAGGCUAGUCGCCCAAACCACGCAACCGAUAUAUUCCCCAGCAUCCCCAGUCCAGCCGUCCAACCGAGACACCGCGUGGGAACCAAGCAGACCCCCAGUAGAAGAAGCGAAGUCGUCGCCGGAGAAGGAGGAGGAAGAGCGCGGAGCAAGAUGUCGUGGCAGACGUACGUCGACGACCACCUGAUGUGCGAGAUCGAUGGCCAGCACCUCAGCGCCGCCGCCAUCUUCGGCCUCGACGGCAGCCUCUGGGCGCAGUCCACGGGCUUCCCCCAGUUAAAGCCUGAGGAGGUUGCUGCGAUCACGAAGGACUUUGAUGAGCCUGGUACUCUUGCACCAACUGGUCUUUUUGUUGGAGGUACAAAGUACAUGGUGAUCCAAGGUGAACCUGGAGCUGUCAUCCGAGGAAAGAAGGGCACUGGAGGCAUUACUAUCAAGAAAACUGGCAUGGCCUUGAUUAUUGGUAUCUAUGAUGAGCCAAUGACUCCAGGGCAAUGCAAUAUGGUGGUGGAGAGGCUCGGAGAUUACCUGGUCGAGCAGGGCUUCUAAGUCGUAUGCUAUUUUGGUCAUUGGGCACUUAAGUUUGCACCUCAUUUGGUUCUGUAAUCUGUGGGCUUGUGCAUGUACUUGGCGUAUUGCAUGCAGUGAAUAAUUUAGCUUGGGUUUGUUGGUUGGUGACAGUAUUGGGAACGGAUUUGAAUUGGGGUUUAUGCUUGGCAUCGCGUCAUAUCAAACUCAGCUGCUGUUUCACUGAGUAAUGUACAUUUCCCUGGUCGUGGUACUUGUGGACUCUGCUGCUUUAUGGAAACGAGUGCAUUUUACUGCUGUGCU